This is a messenger RNA of Frieseomelitta varia, 2442 nucleotides long. RefSeq names its product radial spoke head 10 homolog B-like. The transcript has 12 exons. Lineage: Eukaryota; Metazoa; Arthropoda; Insecta; Hymenoptera; Apidae. The record is from RefSeq and is a predicted model, not a curated record. Bases 452 to 2260 code for a protein of 602 amino acids.
GGAGAUCGCGAUAAAUGGACUGUAUAUUUCAUAAGUUUCAUAGAUUCACGCGGAUCGGACGUCGCACGGAAUUGUAGUUGACUAACUGACUAAUUCUUAAUGACUAUUUCACGUAAUAAUAGCAGAAACAGCAGUGAUAGUCGAAAUAUAGCAGAAAGACUGAUUAUAGCCUGAAUUGUAUUGAUAACCUAUUGCAUUGACAACCCAGUGUUUGAAUUAGAUAACUGAUGUGAGAUGCACUCAGUGAUUGUAGUUACGCGCUCUGCUUAUCACGCACUGAUGCACAUAUGAAACCCAUUCUUGAAUAACGCAAUGUUGAAUUUUAUAUAUUGUUUUUACCAACGCAUUGACUUUGUCGCACUCACUUCCCCGUUCACGACGAGCCUGCUUUAUAGGAAAGUGAUGUUACUCUCGUUACCGUGACAAUGGUUCAUACGAUGGCGAUUGGGUGAUGAACGAAAUGAAUGGGAUCGGAUUACGAAUUUAUCCAAGCGGUGCUCGUUACGUGGGUCAGUGGAAAAAUGGUGUACGCGACGGUGUCGGUACUAUGGUCUGGUCUAAUAGAAAUCUUUAUCGUGGGGAAUGGAAAUGCGGUGCAAUGAAUGGAUAUGGAGAAUACGUAUGGAAUGGAUUUUUUAAUAAAACGUUUACUUGGCCACAAGAAGCAUCAUACAUAGGUCACUGGCGUCAUGGAAUGCGUCAUGGCAAAGGAGAGAUAAAGUUGAAUUCUGUCGGUGGGGCUAAGUAUUCUGGUUAUUGGAAAGAUAAUAAGAAACACGGUUACGGAAUUAUAAUUGGAAGUAACGGGGAAAAGUUUGAGUUUGAUCCACUAUUUUUAAAUGAUAUUUUGUACGCUCCUAAUGUCGUAGCCGAUAAUUUAGAAAAUGAAAUAGAAACAAAGAAUGAAAAAGAAUGCGUGCGUACAGUCAAAGAAAUAAAACCAUUAUUUAUUGAGAAACCUGACCAAUUAACAGAAACCUUGGCAACUCCUAUUCUGAAACCAGAACAGUUUCUAGAUUUAUUUUAUUAUAUAGCUCGUCUACUAGAUCCAAAGAGUUUGGAACCAUCUCUUGUACUUUCGACUUCAUCUGGAAAAUGUUACAGUUGUGAAAACGAAUCCUGUUCUUGUUUGACACAUUCAGUUUCAAUCGAUGCAACUACAAGUGAAGAGAAUGAUAUUUCACAAACAAAUGCAUCUAAAGAGAUGAUAGACUCUAAUUGGAGAUAUGAAGAACGCUGGACAUACAGUUGUUUAAUGUUUCAUAUGUUUCGUUUACGUCAAAUUUACAAUGAUUAUGCGAAAUUAUUUGCCAAGUCAGCGCCAAAAUGCAAUCUUGCAAUGAGUAAAUUGUGUUUAUGGCAGUUAUGGAGGGAUUGUGGUAUUCAUGAAAAAGGAUUUAGCCUCGUUGAAAUUGAUAGUUAUAUUGCGAAAAAUGAAAUUACUGGGAUAAAGGAUCCUCAUCAUCCAUUCGAAAAGAUUGAGAUCUGGCAAUUUUUACAUGCAUUAUUAGAAACUUCAUGGCAUUUGUAUACUAAACACAACGACAUAGAAAUCGAAGAAAUGAAUGGAAAACUUGCCGGAGGUUUGCACAGAUUUUUAAAAAAUGACGUAUAUCCUCAUGCUGGCAAUCAUAUUGGUAGUUUAUGUUACGAAAAUCAGGAUUUACUGCCUAUAUACUGUGUCUUUGAAUUGUAUCAACAAAUUGGAUAUCCACCUUCUGCGAGAGAUCUUCUUCGAGCAACGUGCAAUUUAAAAGGUACGGCAGAUUCUUCGACUACCGUUGAAGCUAUGAAAAAUUUUCCGGAUGGAAUUAAUUUUGUCACAGUAGGUGAAAAAGUCAGUUACUUACUGAAACUUGAUGACAUUUUCGUAUUACGUAAUUGUAUGAUUAAUGUAUCAAGAAAAAAUGAAAAUAAUCUAUAUACUAAUGAAUUAUUAGUCUUUGGACAACUAGGGAUUUCAAAGAUAACAGAAAUUAUGACACUAAUAUGCCCUGGAAUAAAAGACGCAAGCAGUGGUAUAAUUAUAAAUAUGGAUUAUAAGUUAACUUUUCUUGAAUUCUAUGAAAUAAUACUAGAGGCAACAAAGGAGUUACUCUCUUUAAAAAAGAAGACCGUCAAAUUAUUGCAUAUGAAAAAGAUUGAGGAGGAAGUAGCUUCAUUCAAAACCAAUAAUCUACAAAGAAGAGACGAUUCUCAAGUUAGUGAACAGUCUUCGAUCAAGAAGAUUUCUAAAAUCAAAAAAGGAACUUUAAUAUAAUUUAUUCAGAUGAUAAUAAUAAAAUCUAGUUUCACUUCUGUCGUGCGAAUCAUAUUGUAUUUUUAAUUUGCUUCACAUUAAACAUUCGAAACAAUCGGGAUUAUGUUAAACAAAAUUGAGCAAUUUUUAUUGCAUUUUAGUUUAAAUACAUAUUUAUAGUAUGCAAACUUGCAAUUAAAAUA